GGGAAAAGGUAAGGCCGUCCAACCAAAUUGUUGGCUCUUUUUCGUACUGACAUCAUAAAUCUCCUUAUGAGGUGGAAGAGACGAGUCGUUCAGUUCUUUCCCUAUUAAUAUACUUCUGAAAUUGUAAAUAUGAUCAAGCAGUGGACCUAACUCCCAAACAAAAAACCCACAACUUUUAUCGUAAUUCAAGUUAAUAGAUGAUGGAUUAUCCCUCUUCACCUCCUGUAUAUCAGUCCCUCUUUCCUGAUAAAUCUGAAAACAAACUGAAUCCAAGUGAAGUAGUUGGAUCUACGCAACUAGAUUCAGAAGAUCUGAAUAAAUCUGAUUCCAGUGAAAAUGUGUUAGAUGCAGAAAAGAAACCAAACCCUACAUAUACAGUUGAAGAUGCUGUGGAGGCAGCUGGUUUUGGAAGGUUUCAGUUGAAGCUUUUCAUUUUAUGUGGAGCAAUAUCGGCUGCAGAUGCUAUGGAAAUGCUACUGCUUUCAGUACUUGGUCCAGCAUUACGAUGUUAUUGGCUUCUGUCGUCAGGACAAGUCGCUGCCAUAACCACAGUUGUUUUUGCCGGGUUUUUAUUUGGAGCUCCUCUAUGGGGUUUUAUCGCAGACAGAUUUGGUCGUUGGCCGACUUUAUUGAUUGUUUUAUCAAUGAUAACUUACUUCGGCAUCAUCACAAGUUGUGCCCCCACUUAUAUUUGGGUCAUAAUAUUACGACUUCUGGUCGGAUUCGCUAUUGGUGGUGGAAAUAGCAGCUUUACGUUAUUCUCCGAAUUUCUGACCGUUAAGCAUCGGGCCAAAGUUCUGUUAGCUUUCAAUAUAUUCUGGGCUUUUGGAAGCACAUUUGAAGUUGGUUUGGCAUACCUUAUUCUGCCAAGAUUUGGCUGGCGAUGGCUGGUGUUUGUUUCAGCCUUACCUCUAUUGAUUUUCUUAUUUUUAUUGAGGUUUCUGCCUGAGUCUCCAAGAUAUCUUGUUGGUGCCGGCAAAACUGAAGAAGCUGAACAUAUUAUUGCAGAUUUGUUCCGUACGAAUCGGGUUGUUCCUCUUAGGGGUACUCUUGUAUCAUCCACUGUACCUAUACGAGAUAGAGGCAGUAUAAAAGGAAUGUUUGGGAAAACCUAUUUAGUGACUACACUAAUGUUGCCGAUUGUAUGGUUCAGUGCAGCAUUUGUUUAUUAUGGUGUCGUUCUAUUAAGUGCUGAAAUAUUUCGCUUCAAGCACUCUUGUUUUGGUAAACCUAUUCUAACCCCAGACUAUCAUGGUAACCUGAGCCAUUUUAACGUCCCACCACUUCUGGAAACUUCAAGCCAAAUAGACAACUUUUGUUGUAAAGAGUUGUCUGAUGAUGAUUAUGUCGCUAUGUUAGUCUCUUCAAUUGGUGAAUUUGUUAGUAUACCAUUAAUGAUUUUCAUGGUCGACUUAGCUGGAAGAAAGAUUACUUUGGCUACGUGGAAUGGACUUAUAGCUGUUCUGUUUAUGUUACUUUAUCUUUGUAUGCCUAAAUCAGCCUUAACAGCUCUAUUAUUUGUUUUGCGCGCUUUGUCUGCCGGUUUAUUUAGUUGUGCAUACGUUUACACAACGGAGGUCUAUCCUACAACUGUUCGUGCAGUAGCUGUCGGGAUGUUCAGUUCGAUUGCCCGAUUGGGUGCAAUGGUCACACCUUAUGUAGCUCAAGUAAUGAUGCCAGAAGUAUCGGAAAUUGGAGCUUUAUCUUUAUAUGCCUCUGUAACCCUGAUAGUCUCAAUUGUAUCCCUUUUCCUACCAAUAGAAACAAAAGGGCGUCAGCUACCUAAUUCUGUAGAUGCUCUAUCAACUUCUUCCUUGCCAACUGGAAAUGCACCACCCAUCGCUUCUCCAAAGACCAGCAAUGCAUCAUCUAAAAUUUCGGAGUAAAUCCUUAUUUAUAUUACUCAAGGUUAUUGUAAUGUUCGCUGUUUUGGGAUUAUAACACAUAUAUAUUCACUUGUCUUUCUUGUUUUUUUCAUCAUAAUAUUCACUAAUAUUUAUUUAUUUAUUUGGAUUUGUGUGUAUUCACGAGGUAAAUAGAGUAUAUAAAAGAUAUUACUUGUUUUUUCUCUCGUUAUUCUGUCGCUAUAUUUACAUUGUAACUAUCGGAGCGAAUGAAGCUGACGUUAGACAUGAAGUAAAUAAAACAAUGUUGGAAACCAACUAAAAUAUUUUGUCUGCCUUCUAUUUUUGUAUUAGUUUUGUCGUUGCUAUAACUUUUUAACGCCUCAGGCCCAUUGUGAUAUGUGUAUGUAAAAACAAUGAAAAAUAAUUUAUCUUCUGUAUGGUUAUGUAACUUUGGAUCUAAUGUCCUCUGUGCAUCUCUUCUACUUUCCUCAUGUUUUCCUUUUGUGUUUUGGACUUCUGUGGAUGAAAACAAUAAAUGCUAUAACUAUAAUGUGUACUUUUGUAUUUGUUUGUAUGUAGAAUAAAAGUUGACCAUUAUGAAAGACAGUUAAAAGUUACAGGUUGAUGCUUAUUUGUAUUUAAGUGCUUGUUGAGUAAUGCACAUGUUCAGACCAAUGACUCGGAACUCCCGCUGAACACGGAUAGACUAGAAUUCAAUGAACAACAUUCUAUUGUCUUGUAAUAUAAUGAACGUGUCGUGGUAUACGAUUCCCA
Schistosoma mattheei is the source of this 2621-nucleotide messenger RNA. NCBI's taxonomy places the organism in Eukaryota, Metazoa, Platyhelminthes, Trematoda, Strigeidida, Schistosomatidae. The record is from the annotation of a GenBank genome assembly.